Molecule: messenger RNA, 654 nt
Organism: Daldinia loculata
Lineage: Eukaryota; Fungi; Ascomycota; Sordariomycetes; Xylariales; Hypoxylaceae
Exons: 2
Coding region: 1-654 (217 amino acids)
Source: RefSeq, a predicted model, not a curated record
AUGAAGGCCUUUAGUGUUAACCUCAUAAUAUUCCUUGAGCUCGUAUCAGCCUUAGCUGCGACUGCUGAAGGGGAGACUACAUAUCCUCCUUGUGGAACCCUGUCGACAUUUUCUAUUCAAAAAUGGCCCGUCGAUACUAACGACGACGCUGAUUUCGGGUUUCGCCUGUCGACUGGCUUCGAUGAUUACACAUCACUCUGCAGUGGACAAUGGCGAGGUGUAGAAACCGAGUGGCAGGAAUGCGACGAGAAUUCCGAGGACUCUAACACCAUGUUCAGGGGAACAGCUAGUGGAUACCUCGAUGUGACGCACAGGUACCUCUGCAAGCGACCGGAUGAGUCUGAGGGGAGGAAUGCUAUAGCUCUGGCUGUUGCAAAUGGCUCUGUAUUACUCGAUUUUUCCGAGAAGGAUAGCCUUACUUUCAACGCGUAUAUCAAGACGAUGCACCGGAGGCCCAACACAGAAUGCGCGGAUGCAUCACACCAUCCAAAGUGGAUUGUCGAUGGCUUCGACUGUGGUAUCGGAUACCUAAAUACCCCUGGAGGUCCAGGGCCGGGCGGAAUCGCUGGAGUUAUUGCCUCAGUCAGUUUUGAUUUUCUGAACGAGGCGAAUGUUCUUCGUGCUUCAGAAUUAGCGGGAGUUAACAAGGUCUAG